Messenger RNA from Coccidioides posadasii C735 delta SOWgp, 1641 nucleotides. RefSeq lists its product as uncharacterized. NCBI's taxonomy places the organism in Eukaryota, Fungi, Ascomycota, Eurotiomycetes, Onygenales, Onygenaceae. The record is from RefSeq and is a predicted model, not a curated record.
AUGCACCAUCCCAAUGAAAAUGAGCAUGGCACAGAUCUCGCACCAGAUGGAUCAACAUCCGGGUUAGCGGACAUGGAGAGUGUUACCACUUGCGCCGGGAGACACACAAAUAUGAACAACCACGAUACAAGGCGGCACGAGCUUGACGAUAUAUAUCGCAAUAUCUUGCAAUCGGAUUUCCGGCAAAUUUUGCAAGAACCUCGUCCCAGGCUGGAAACUCUCCUGAAAUCAGGGCUAUCUCAGGAUGGCCAGGCCGAAGAGAGGAUAUGCUCGUCUCGCAUCAAUGCUGGGGGGAUGGAAUUCUCGUUUGCAGCCAGAUUAGGAGAUAGUGAUGCAGGAUCAUUCCCGGUCACCCCGAGGAGACAGACGCCGUCCAAGGCAUCCACUAAACCCAGCCCGAGUUCCCCUUUUGAUUUCUCGGCCAUGCAAACAGAAAUCUCCGACAUGGCCGUAAAUUUGAAAGCAGCGAAACCUGUCGGUGGUCAAAAAAGUCCUAACAAGAACGAGUCCAUCGAGGACGCGGCCCAUUUUCUGCAAAAGAUGCCCUUUAACGAGUCAAGACUUGCCACAAUAUUACCCACUGCUGUUCGUGCUAGGAUCCUGGAGAGUUCAGAGUUUUGCAUCUCGCUCACGAAACAGGGAAGACGAUGUAAAAACAAGCACAAAGAUCUAAGCAACGAGGCGACAGAUAUUCUUAAAGGCCUUGCUAGUCUCAAUGUCCAAAGCGAUUGGAAGGAUAUUUAUCCCAAGCUUGAGAGCAUUGUCAAAAUGUUGAUGUGUUCGCAAACGCAUGCAAAGACAGGAGUGAAGGAGCUGCUAGCACUAGAUGGCCAAAUGACCGAGUUGGAAAGGAAACGAGACAAUGGGCUUGGGCCUAUUAGGGAUUGUCUCUUGGAUCUCGUGGAACCCUGGUUCGAAGAGAUUUGCAAGAACAGCGAUACCGAGAUCAACAAGCUGCGGGAAGACCAGGAUCAACGGGCGAAAGCUGAGGCCGAAGACUUCAGCCAAGAAACACCUUCAAAGGCCAUGGGCAAGAGCACUCUUGGUCUGCAGUAUAAUCUGGGAACCUUUUUACCUUAUCAGCCCGAGGCUGUUAGAUUACUUUCGAUAAAAGAAGCUAUCAGACAGGAGCUUGAAGCGCCCCUCUCAUGCCGGGACUUGGAUUCAAAACAUAUCUAUAUCUACUGGUCCACUGGCAACUUUGGUUUGGUUAAAAUUGGUGUUAGCGAUGAUGUUUCCUCCAGAUUACAAAAAUGGGGCAAACAAUGCCAGCAUGAGGUCAAGGAGCUUUGGCGUGAAGAUAUCUUUGUUAAACACGCUUACAGGGUUGAGAAGCUAGUCCAAACAGAGUUGAAAGAGGUUCGAUUAAAAGUCAAGUGUAAAGGUUGCGAUCGGUCACAUAGAGAGUGGUUCAAAACCAGCUCGGAACAUGCUGGCAAGGUUAUUCGAAAAUAUUCCAGUUGGGCGGCAUCGAUGCCGUACCAGUUUGACGAACAAAGCAACAAAUGGGGAUUAAAUAACAAUGUUGGAGACAAUAUGCUUGAAGACCUCUGCGAGCCAAUACCGUUCCCGGAAUUAAAAUUUAAAUCUCCAAGGAGGACUCGACGGAGUAUUGCUAAAAGUGGCAAGUCUGCACUCUAA